AUGCAGCCUGACCGGCUGAUCAAAGCCCUCACCAUCACUGUACAGAUCCUCAUCAGCCUUGUCCUCUUCGCCAUCGUCCUCCCCUUCUUCAUCCUAUGGCGCGCCCCAAUAAGCCUCCUCUACUUCACCAAGAACGAAAAGCCACAGGAAAAGAACGCAGACCAAGAGAGAGAAAGGCUACAAGGCCUGCCAGCGGACGAGGAAGAAGAAGAACCGAAACCACCCCCACCACCAGACCUCCACGAGCGCGCCCUCGCACCCUACACAAAACAAUGGACAGCCUUCAAAUCACGCCCGAUCAACCAACCCCUCGUAACCCACUGGUCGCGCGUAGCAUGUCUCUCUCUCCUCACGAUACAAACCACGCUCACCCUCGCCCUCCUCGAAAAGUCGCUCGUGUAUCACAUCCCCUGGUUCGUUACACACCUCUCGGACACAGAAUACAAGACGUCGAAGAAGAAGCUUUGGCUGAACGACUUGCUACUGCAUGUAGCCUGGCUGCUUAUGACAUGUGCGCCUGUUGUAGGUUUGUUAGGCGUAGGCCUGGGUAUCGCGUACUAUAUGGCUAAAGCGGCGAGGUACGGGAAGUUUAAUAAGGGUAUGGCGAGAAAGAAGGGAGGGAGGGGAUACGAGGAUCCGAAUAAGGCGAGGGAGGGAGAAGGGAAGAACGGCGAGGCACAUGGGGUGAAGGAGACGGUUAUGGGGGUUGUGGAUCAUGUUAUGCAUCCAAAUGUUCAUGUUCCGCAGCUGCAUUCACCGCACCCGCAUCUGCAUCACAACCCGCACGAACAGCGGGAGCCGGAAGCUUCGCCGUAUGGGUAUCCGGGGUAUAGUGAGGACAUCCUCUUCGAGCAGCCUGGGGAUACGGCGGGUGGGUAUCAAGAUACGGUCCAGCAAACGCCGCCUGUAGUGGUCCAGCCUCCGGCACCGGCGGCAAGGUUCGAUAAGAACCCUUAUACUUUGGCUGGUAUCGCGUCGAUCUGGACUGGUCAGAAGGAGAAGAUGAAAGGUGGCUACGACGGGAGAGAUGUCAGGAAGCAGAACUUCGCUGACGAUAUUGAGAUGGCGGAUUGGGUGGGUAGGAAGUAA
Alternaria infectoria is the source of this 1089-nucleotide messenger RNA. RefSeq lists its product as uncharacterized. Lineage: Eukaryota; Fungi; Ascomycota; Dothideomycetes; Pleosporales; Pleosporaceae. The transcript has a single exon. Bases 1 to 1089 code for a protein of 362 amino acids. The record is from RefSeq and is a predicted model, not a curated record.